UAAAAAUGGCGACACCACGCGCUCAGUUGAGAAUUUCUUAUGGUUUGAUAGAGAUAAACAGCGAAAUUAAGUUUCAAUUUUUCAUUUGUGGAAAGUAUUACAAAUAUUGAAGUCGUCCGUUCCAGGGUCAAUUUGGCAGUCAGGUCAGAGGGACCAGGGAAAGAACACAGGGAUAAUAGUAUGCUAAUGGUCGAUGGCCAGUUGAAAAAGUUUUGUGAGAUAUGUUCAGAAUGUGGGAAAACCAGUCGAUUACGUCUAUACCAAAUCAACUUUGAUGAAGCAUAUUAUAUGUGUGAAAAUGUUGAGUGCUCUUAUCCAUUAGAUGUAGAUGAUAGCAAUUCGACAUCAAUAAUAAAUCGUGACUUCAGAACGAUAACAACUCCAUCUCAGCGUCGGCAAGCAGCAGCAGCAAAUCAAACCACACCAUUUUCCACAUCGUCUCAUUUUCCUAAUAGACCACCAAGUGUUCAAAGUUCAUUGAGGAGCCGUGUGUCGUUUAAUAGUGUUAAGAGUAGCACAAACUUUCAAAACAUACCCACAGCGUAUCACUUAAGUUGUGCCAAAACUCUUUCAAAAUCAUCUCCCGUUCAGUUGAAUCCAAACAUUGUAUCAAAGUUCCAGCCAAUUAAUUUAAAAUCAAUCCACAAGCCGUCGGUUACAGGUGACACUUCUCACAGUCGAACAGUGAUUCCAGUCAGUACGAGCAAAAGUACUAACAAUCACAAUCGUAGAAACUCCCAGACAACGCAAUCCACGGACAAUUAUUUAGAACAAUUUGCUGGGUUUGUGAAAUCUCGUGUAGCCACCCCUCCAAGUGUUAUUAAACCCAAGACUAACAUUGAAAGAAAUAAUUCCUUGGGCUCGAAAGAAAAUAGUCCUUCCCCUACAAUUUUAUCGUGUAAUGUUACGUCGCUUAAACGCAAAUCAAGAUCGGUAACACCAGAACUUUCAAAACAAAAGAAACAGAAAAUUGAAAAUCUUUUUUCUAAGGAAGUAUUGAGUAAAUCUUCUCUCUCAGUCAAAUCACAAUCUGUUGCUAGUGUUCAUCGACAAUCUCCAACACCUCGUGAAAUAAUUGUUUGCAGACCUGCAGGUUCUCUAAAAGGUGAACCCAGAGAAACAAAGCCAGUUCCUAAGAAAGUCACACCAGCAGAUAUAAUACAGCAUGUUCUAAAAAAGGCUAAAACCGAAGAUCAUUCUCUAGGUGCCUCCAAAUUUGCUCCCUUUCAGUUAAAAUCACCAGCUGUUCAAGUUUCGAAAUCUGUAACAAACAAGAUAAGUGCCAAGUACACAGAUGUAUUUAAAUCUUUGACGUGCAGUGCUAUAACCAUUAGUAAGGAUGGCCCUAAUUUGCUUCUAAAUAAUAACGUUGCAAACAGUGAUAAAGAGAAAAAAGCUGCGAAGCCCAAAGUUGUGUUUAGCACUCCACAGACGAUUCCUAAAAACAAAAAGACUCCUCAAAUUGUCCCAACAACCAAAUCAAAUAUUGUGAGAAAAUCACCUUUAUUAAAAACACAGAAAUCGCAGGAUUAUUCAUCUUGUGUUGACGAUUAUUGUGAUUCCUUUGAUACCUCCUUGUUUGAUGAUGUAGCUUUUGACUCGAAAGCUGCAGAGGUCAAAAGUGAGGAAGAAAUUGUGUACACUAAACUUUUAAAUACAGUUAAUGACUCUACGCUGAAACUUAAACAAAGUUUUCCAGAGUAUAAAAAUUCUUCAACUGUAAACAAUUUCCGAAAAGAAUGGGAUCAAUCUAGUGAUGGUCGCAGUGUAACUAGUUCUGCAAGUAGCUCCCCAAAGUUGUCCCCCUUUGAACUGAAGACAAAUUGUGAAAGUGCUGUUAAUAUUGAUUCACUUUUGCUCGAUUGUCGUGACCAUGAGCUCGACCAAGAGGUGAGUUAUAUUCUGUCCUCACAACAUCCAGCACAAGACGACGGUUGUGCAAAAAUAAAUGUGAAAAACCCUGAAUGCACGAAAAACCCUGAUGGCGUAACUGACAUUAUAAUAUUCGCUGAUUCUAUUAAUAAAUUUGAUAACGCUGAAGUGGACUUUGAAAUAUUAGACAACCAAUCUUAAUGCAAAGUUCUUUGUUUCAAAUUGUUUGUGUGUUUGUGAAAAAUGUCUGCCCAAACUAAAAAUAGAAACACAAGAAGCAAUCCUGUCAAAGAAACACCAGGACUGUCCAAAAAUGAAAAGACUCCAACAAGGCCACAGAGCAUCAUUCGAACCAGACAUCAAGCAGUUCAAGAUGCUAACCCUGGCUUGGACAUCAAAAGACGACCAACUCCAGGGGUAUUCUAUAAAGAAGAAAAAGGUAACAAAAGUAAAACUGCAAAGAGCAAAGAAGAAAGUGAAGAUGACUCAACACCUAGAAGAGGCAUAUCUUCAAAGGUAACUCCAGGAAAACCAAAGAACACACAAAAGAAAACUCCAAACAAUGCACCAUCAAAUGAUAAAAGUGCCAAAGGUUCUGCAAAACAAAAUGAUAAAAAGGAGACACCUAAGCCUAAGGGUAACACAGAAGUCAUUAAACGGGGAAGAGGUCGACCAAAAAAGAUACUUGAUGGUGUUGGAGGUACACCAGACACAUCUGUUAUUGUUGAUGAUUCUUCAGAUGACAUUUCAGAUAAUGAUCAAACAGAGUCCACAGAAAGAACUACCAGUAAUAAUAAGAAAACACAACAAAAUAACGGGGAUCCCAUCAAAAAAGGAAGAGGUCGACAAAUGAAACUUUCCCUGGGAAGUACAGUGGAAACGUCACUUGUUGUGGGUGAUUCUUCAGAUGAUAAUUCCAAUGAUGGCAAAAGAGAAACAAGAAGAUCCACUGAAAAUAGCAACUUCCGUGGUAGCAGGAAAACUGCAGCAUCCACCACAACCCCAUCAGUCCAAAAGAAAACUCCUGUGAUUCUUAGGAAGUCUCUAAAUGAAACUCAGUCCACAACACCAACAAAAGCUGAGUCUAAUCCAAAAAUAAUUCACAUAAAGUCUCCUGCAAGUCCUAUGAAAGUAAUUAAAAGAAAUAACACUCCAGUCAAAACACCUGUUGUACACCAAAUGAAAGAAAGUUCUGCCAAUUCUUCAGUGAGCAGUGGAAAAAUAAGCAUUCUUAGUCCAAACAAGGAACCAGAAAAGAAAGGCAGAGGGAGGCCAAGAAAACAAUUACUUGUAAAUGAUAUGGAAAAUGAUAAUGAUAAAGAAGAUUCUAAACAACCACAAAAUUCUAAAACAGAAAAGUCGGAACAAUCUGUGCAAGUAGAUUCUACCAAAUCUGAAGAUUCUACCAAAUCUGAAGAUUCUACCAAAUCUGAAGAUUCUACCAAAUCUGAAGAUCCCACCAAAUCUAAAGAUCCCACCAAAUCUGAAGAUCCUAUCAAAACUGAAGAUCCUACCAAAUCAGAAGAUCCUACCAAAUCAGAAGAUCCUACCAAAUCUGAAGAUCCUACAAAAUCUGAAGGUCCUACAGCGACUGGAGAUUCUAAACAAUUAGAAGAUUCUAAAAAAUUAGUGGACUCUCAAGCUACAAAAGAUUCCAUGGAAACCGAAACCAUAAGUACCCCAGAACCAAAGAAAAGAGGAAGACCUCGGAAAAAUCCUCUCAUAGAUAACACACCAAUAAAUUCUGUGGAGGAACCCAGCGCGAAGAAAGAAAAAUUGAAAGAAGUAAUUGAAACCGAAAUAGUACCAGAAAAGAUAGGUGUUGCGAUGGAAACAGAAACAAUACCAGUUAAGAAAGAGACUUGUUCACCGGCUAUUGGUGAACAUACAAAUCAAAGCUCUGAGCAACAGAUAAUUCAAGAAGGAAAAACAGAACAUCAAAACCUAUUGCCAACUGGAGAUGAGGAAAUGUGUAGUCCAAAUGACACAGGAAUAGAGGAAAUGGAUACAACAGAAGGAAAGGGGAAACUAGAUCUUAAUGUAAUUGAAACAGUUCAUUCCACACAACCUGAAAAUGAAUUGACAGAAACAACAGAUCUGCACAGAUUGGCGGAAAAAGAUUCAAUGGACAUCUCGAAAGAUGUCGGAGAGGACAGUUUGAAAAUGACUGAAGCAAUUUCGGUUACAGGUACUGAUGAUGCAGUAGUUCCUGGGUUGGAAAACAAGACAGAAAGUUCUACAACUUGUUCAGCUUUAAGUGAAUCUGAUCACGAUUCAGCUAUACAGCAAGCAGUUAGUCAAGAUAAUUCAGAGAGUGUAUUAGAUACUUCUAAUAGUCUAGAAACAAAGAAAGUAGAUGUAAGUGACUUGGCAGACCAGGAAAAUGUUACUGCUACUAGUACAUCUGCUAUAUCAACAAGUGAAUCCCAGUCUUCGUCUGAAACAGAUAUGCUGGAUAUUUUAGCAUCUGCAUGCCUUUCCCAAUCUCAGACAAUAAACUCAUCACUGACAUCCACAUCCAUUCUGGAGUCUAAAAUGAUCAAUACACAAGCUUCAACAGUGGUGAUGCAAGAUGAACCAUUGCCAACACCUAUCAUAGAAAACAAAGAUAUGUCUUCAAAAUUGCACCAACCAGAAGAUGCAGUUUUGAUCUCUCCAGAGGCUCCAAAGCCACCAAAUCAAGGUACAAAAGAUGCACCUCCUAUCACAAAUCUUCUGACUUCAACAACAGCUUCCCAAGCUGAUCUACCUAAGGUGGAUGUGAUAUCUACAGUUAAUGCAUCUCUGGAGCAGGAAGAGGAGAACACGUGGAGUUUAAAUAAAAUGAUCAAUCUCUUUAUCCAGUGGCAGAACACUGAUGCUAUGUGCUGGCUUGAUGUAGUCCUUGCCAUUCUUGCACACAGUCCAACUUUGAAAGAGAUGGCCAAAAAUUGGGUAGCUAAUCAUCAAGGCAUGAACAAGAAUGGAAACAAUGUCAGGAGCAGGAUAACAAAUGACUCCCAAGAUAGUUUAAGUGGUAUGGAUGAAUUUAAGACUGAGAGUGCGGAGAAUAAGGAUGGUGAUAAUGAUGUUUCCAAUUGUGUCCAGGGGAUGUUGAAUAAAGUCUGUAAUAUGGAUGAAAAUUCUUCAGAUACUCAAAUGGCAGUAGACAGUGAGACAACAGCUGCAUCUGAAAAACAAAGCGAACCCUUGCUAAAAAAUCCUUUUGAGUUGAUAAAAAUACCCAGUAAAACAACAGUCAGUUUGAGCGCCCAAAGUACCCCGGUGAAAGAAGAAAAUAAACUGAAAUCCAAAUUAAAAUUCCCAGUUAUCAUUACUCUAAUCAAGGCACAUGAACAAGCACAGUAUCUUCUUCAGAACUUUUUAUCCAAACCAGUUACCCAGAAUGAUACUAUUGUUCAGGAAGGCAACAUUGUUUCUCAGUCAUCGUCCAACCCACAAACGGGAGCUGGCAUCAAAAUAAUCUCUCCUCUUUUAACGAUGCUUCACAAGCAACCGAAUAGCGGUCUACCAGUGGAUGCGCUCACUCGUUUAGGGGAAUCAAUAUCUAAAUUAGAAGACGUGAGAGAAGUGGUAUGGGAUAUCUUACAACCGAGAUUAAAAUGUGAGAAAGGGAAAAAUGACAGUCCAGUGUUUGCGCUGCCUCUCCUGGUGCGCGAGAGUCAGGAACUGAAGCAUAUGUUUUCAAUAGAGUAUAGUUUGGUUUUCCAUUGCAAUAAAUGUGAUUAUAAACAGGAGAAUAAGUUUGUAAAGGCUCUUCCGUCCUUACCUAAUGUUCCGGACAACUUCAGUAUGAAAGAGCCCGCAUUUAUUAGAAGUUGUUUCCGAUGUGAAGAACCGGGUCAAAGAAUGUUGAUGAAAAUCCACAGUAUGCGUGAUAUUGCCAUGUUACAUUUUAUACAAGGUUUACCUAGAGUGGUAUAUGACGAUUUAGAUUUUAAUUUUGAAGGAACUCUGUACAGUGUGACUGCUGUGGUUCAGUAUAAGAACAAUCCAGAUCACUUUGUUGCCUGGAUACGAAAUGCUCAAGAAAACCAGUGGAUGGAAUGUGAUGAUUUAAAGUCACCCCUGUGCCAGUUUGAAAAUGCUCCUCCAAGAAUUCCUCCAGAACAGAUUCACAUAGUCAUGUGGGAGAAGAAUCUAUCUGGCAAACCAUCACACAACUUGGAGAAUUCCAAAACUGCCGGACUCUUGUCCACUCUCUUGAUGUCCACAAGAAUGGUUACUGUCACAUCUGAAGGCAAUAGCAAGGUGUUGACAACCGUCCCUAUCCAGUACACACCUGUUGUUCAAGUAAAUCAAAAACGCAAACAAGAAGAGACAACCCCUGUGGUACCAAGACCCAAAAUCUCUGUUUAUUCUGUUAAAACACCAAGACCUAAUAUAAUCUCCUCUAAUAGAAUAUCCAGUAGUCCUGUUACUGUUGUUCCUACACAAGCCUGCAUGACGCAAGUUCCCACAACACCACUUCCAGAAAACAUUCAGAAAGCUAUAAAUGAGGUCAAGGAAGCUUCAAAAAAUCAGGUUGCUACUCCAUCAACUGGUAAAACAAAAGUUGUAAUUGUGGGACCAAAACAAAACCAAGUUCUGGGAGGACCAGUUCCAUCAAAUGAAAUGAAAACAGUGAGUAUAGGUGGACGAAUUGUGAAACUGACAACUCAGCAAUUGAAUGCUAUAAGAAGUAGUCCUGGAGCGAGGGUUUCCAUUGUAGGACUUGAUGGUACAACCACCUUUUCCAUCAAAGGUGUUCAAGAAAGUAAGCCUGCUGCUGCUGCUGCUGCUGAAUCUCCCAAAACUACCCUUCUGCAACCAGGACCUGAAAAAGCAGAGAAACAGCUACAAAGUCCUGUAUCUAAAGCUAUAAAUACCAUUACCUGUGCUGUAACAAACAACCAAGCUUCCCCAAUAAUGACAGCACAAGCCAAGCCUGUCACCCAGUCAUCAUUACUAAAUGUAAAUUCUACUACCUCUCCACAAACAAUACUUCUUCCUAAAGCAACAUUACCAUCGAAUCAAAUAGAUAUUACUCCACAAAUUCCGCAGUCUCUUCAACAACCCACGCUAGUCACAACCCCAUUUAUACAAGCAACAACAACAACAACAACCUUACCAACUUUACUGCCAGCAUCUUCGAAUACAUCCACCAGCUCUCAAGGUUAUUUGGACAACAAUGUCGUUAUCAAUCCAAAUAGACCUUGUCGAGUUGUGGUCAAUGCCCAGGGACAAGUAACAGCACUUGCCAGCAAUAAUAGCCAGGAGAUCAUCCCAUUGACAUCAGACAAGACAACCAACCGAGCCAUUCUUCAAAAGUUCUUUAGUCAGUGUGACGAAAAUGAGCUCGCCAACACCCUUUCAGUUCAACAACAAAAUUCUUCAGAGUUAAAAAUGGCAUUAACCAGACCAUCCCCAUUUGUUCGUUCUCCAGCAACUCCCAAAGCUCACCAGGUAGCAUCAGUGUCAGAUCCUCAACAUGAUGCCACAUCACUUGAAACAGCCAUGGCUGUUGACAGCAUCUCUAGUCCUUCAAGCAAGCAAGACUUACCAGUAUUUGUUCCCAAACCAGCAAGAGGAAGAGCCUCGAGGGGUGCUAGAGGAGGAAAGAAACCAACCAAACCACGGGGCAGGGGAAGGGGUUAUAUAGUAGAUUCACCGGUUACCACUCCAACACCUUAUUAUAAUAAGCCAAACAUAAUGGGUAUCACACCCACCAGUACAGUAACAACCACUUCAACAGCAGCACUGAAACUCCAGAACACAAUUUCUGGUAGACAAAUCCAUUCCACGCCCAGAAAGGUGGCCAUUCCAACUAACAAUGGUCACAUUUUACUGGAUGUUCCUGCUGGUAGAAAUGCCAUGGAUUGUUUAAAAGAUCCCAACAUUGUGAAAAGACUAGUUAAAAAUCUCCCCACAAAUGCAGUAAUAUCAUCUCCACCAAAUACAAGUACGGUUGUAUCUUCUACCCAGGAGACUGAAACUAUGUCCUUGUUGGCGAAUAGCACAACACCAAUAACUAACCAACCAAGUAUCAUCUAUAACAAAACCCCUAUUCAGCUUCCAUCUCCAUCUCCAUCCACAACUCCUAAAUCAUCCAUACGAUCCAUUAGUAUUCCCUAUUCCCAGGAAGGUAAAAUAAAAGAAAUUUUAGCCAAGCACAACAGUCAGAUGUCAAAGAAACCAGUUAUCAUUCAAAAGAUCACCAAAAAAGUAGGUUCCUCUUCAACAGUAAUACAGAAUCAAUAUGGGGUUCCAAGUCAAUCUCCAGGUGCAAGCCAGUCUGAUGUUCUCUCUGCUGCCCUAAUGGAAUCUGGUGUUCAAGAUGAUACAGCUACCUUCACAGAUGAAAGUUUGCUUGGGGCUCCAGCUACACAUGGGUUGGAUAUCCUGUCUCAAGGCGUAGCUGCGGCUAGCAGGGAUAUUUAUAAUCAAGAUAUCGGGUCUUUAACCCCGCAGUCACAAAGUAUGGACAUCAACAUGCCAGCAUCACAAGGUCCACAGAAUUUUGAAUCGCCCCAACAACAAUCACAUGCCUUAGACAUUUUAAUGCAGGGCAUUAAUGCUGAAUCUCUGAUAGAGUCUUCUACUAAUACCCAAUCAGCUGUAGACGAAUCACAUGCCAUGAGCAUCCUUACUGGUGGAAUAGCACCCACAGUACCUUCAUCACAGGGACUUGACAUUUUGACUCAAGGAUUUAACCCCCCUCCUGUCUCUCAGUCACAGGCUCUGGACAUACUGACUCAAGGAAUAACUCCCAGAAUACAACCAAAAGUGCCCCCCACAAAGAAAAUGGUAGUUAGUUGUGCACCAAAACUAGAGCUGAAUAAUCUUCUAAACCAAUUAAAAUCAACUAGUAUGAAAAUUGGUCAAAUUGGAGCAACAUCUGGAAAAAAUCCUAUCAUCAUCUCUUCAGUAGACAAGUCAAACUUUUUACCAUCUUCUUCACAAGGAACUAAAAUGUUUACCAUCAAAUCAAAUGGCAAUAACAGUUCAGAAAUAAUUGGCUCAGAAACCAUUUCUCAUGGUCCUGGAAAAAUUCUUAAUUCAGGCUUUCAAUCAAAUCGUAUCAAAGUGAUUCAUCCUGCAGGAUCAAAAUACAGAUCUUCAACAUUGCAGCCAGAAGUCAUCACCACUGUCGUCACACAAAAUAAAGAAGUUGUGAUUAAUCCUCCACAAUCCUCCAUUGUCACGAAACGAAAGGCAAGUAAUCAGUUUGUAAAUACCAACACCAAAAAAGUCAAAACUGCUUCUUCAAUGAUAUCCUCUUUUGAAAGUGAAAUUCCUACAUCUAGUCCAAGAACUGCUCAAGAUUUAUUUUCUUCUAUAGAGAGUGGGACUACUGAAAUAUCAAACACCCCAAAAGUUCGAACAAUUUACUUUGAUCCCACAGACAGUUCUUCUCAGUAUAUUAUUGGAAGUUCAGAAAGUGAGUAUGAACCAAAUGACCUUGUGCCAGUUGAAACCUCAAGUUGUGGACCUGUCUCUUCAGAAGGAAUCACUAUGGACAGUUUAGUGUCUCCAUCAGAUAAUAAUAUAUUUAGUAAAUUUGGAAUGACAACUCUGACUGAUCCUCGUGAAGCUGAAGUCUUGCAGCAUCUUUACGAUGUUGUAAGCUCGGCAGAUGUGACAAAUGACACCUUAACGUCUCCUGUGGACUCAGUGCUAGGUACUUCUGUUAUUGGAUAUGGGGAAGAUGGCCUGCCAAUAGGUCAAGCUCAAGUAGAUACUAGUGAUCAGAUUAUUAUGACAGCAACUGGAUUGGAAAAUUUAGAUCCAGGGAGGUUUGUAAUGGGAACUGUGGAGGAUGCUUCAGCCACUGGUCAGUGCAUGGAAACUGGAAUGGAAGCCUUAGGAACUGACCAGGUUGUCAUUGGAAAUGAAACAGAACCAAUGACAGCUGCUCAAAGUUAUUUGGAACCUGGAAUGACAGCUGGAAUAGCGCCAGUGACAGCUGCUCAGAUUGGCAUGGGAGAUGGGGAUGAAAACAUGGUUCAUCAUCAGGUUAUUAUGGGAACUACCGUGGAAAUGAUGGGAUCUGAUCAAUUUGCUAUGGCAACUGGAGUCGAAACCAUGGUUACGAAUGAGGUUCCCAUGGAUACAAAUUAUGUUGCUAUGUCUGAAAAUGUAGUUGCUAUGUCACUUGAUGAACAAUACAAUCAAGAUUUUCAGCAAGUUAUGUUUGAAGAAGAGAUUGUUAGUGUUGCGGAAAAUGUGGAAAUUUAGCGAGAACAAUGCUAUUAUAGGUGGAAUAAUUGGGAACACGGAAUAAAAAUUCCUAUAAACUUUAAAGUGCUUCAAACUUUAUUUAAUAAAUUAAUGAAUUUUUGCAUAAAGAUCUAAAUGUGGCAGCAGAACAUCUUGAAAAGAACUUGCAGAAAUUGAUAGAAUAUGGUGGUGCUAGUAUUUGUGAACAACUUGUGGAUUUAAACGUGCAGUUAUUUUUUGUAUAAAUAACUAUGGACAUGGUUUUUAAAACUGUGACAUUUGUAAAGCGAUAAAAUAUGUUCAGCAACAGAUGUAUGCUAGUGAUACUCGUUUUGUGACUGGAUACAGAUCAUAUUCUGUACAAAUAAAACUUAACAAUAGUGGCUUGAUUAUAUAUUUUCAUAUAAAUAAUGAGUGAAUUGUUUUCUGAAUGGGUGGAUGUUUUGGUGAUCAUAUUAUGAAAGAUGUUUAGUUCUAUUUUUAAAGUGUACAUUGUAUAAUUAUUAUUAUAAUUUUGAAUGAUUGAGAGUGACAAACAUAGGGCUAUCGAGUUUGAAAUUAAAAAUGGUUCAGGACUUGAUUUAAAUGUGUAGAUCGUUAGUGCUGGGUUUUGCCACUGUGGUCACGAUACGUAUUGCGAUUCAGGUACUACAAUACGAUUCGAUUCACGAUUCAUAACCAGGUCAAUAUUUACGAAGGAAAAAACAGGAUAAAUGAAUAAUUAAUAUUUUUAGUCCUGUCGAUGUCGAAGAAAUAAAACUGUUUUAUAACACGAUAUUGUUUUGGAUCAAAAUAAGGACCAGAACAAUUUAAGAGUGUUUGUGUACCUGUGGAUAAUGUGUGAUGUGGAUAAUUAGAAGUGACAGGUUACAUGUACAUUUACCUACUAGAGCAACCAAAAAAACAUAAAAAAGAAUCAUGAUACACCGAUUCAGCGUCUCGCGAUUUAAUACGCAAAUUGUAAGGUGAAUCACGAUAAAUCGGUUCAAAGAUAUAUCGUGCCAGCACUAAUGUGUAGAUCGUGUGGUAUUCGUCCCUAACCUCCAGGCCUGGAAAUAAUGACCUGAUGUCUGGCGCGAAUGAACUAGUUCCUGACAUUUUGAACUUUGUGUGAGAUGUGUAUUAAUAAAGAAAACUGAAAAAAGACAAAUGGUGACGAUUGUAAUGGUACAAACUCUAGGAGUUCUGCUAGACACUUUCUGUGACAGGUGCAGCCCAAUUUCCAUUGAUCUGGGGGAGGGGUUGAAUGGCCGAAUGGUUAUAUUGCGUGUGCGCGUUGUAUCAUAAAGUCAACUGGUGUGGUUUCGAAUCCCCGGUUGUACGUGACAAGGAGUAGGGUCACCUGUCCAACCUCGUGGUUUUUCUCCUGGUCCUCCGGUUUCAUCCCACUGCUAAAGACCCCUACACGCAAGCGAAUUAUUGAAAUAAAAUUGAGCCAUGUGUUAGUCCCGAAAUGACCUAGUUCGUGUCGAGUGGAUGUUAAACCCAAUUUCUCUCUUUGUCUCCAUUGAUCUGUAUUCAAUUUCAGGAUCACAAAUUACAUAACAAUUAACCGAAUACAGAAGAAUAAGUCUUGACUUGAUAAUAAUGAGGUUUCGGACACUAUGACGAGUCCGAAAUGUUGCGUGACUGAAAUGUUCUAUAAUCAUCUAUAUAGUAACAGAUUCAAAGGUGUGUUAUCACAGGUGAUUGUCACAGUUGAUAGAACAAGCGCCACGAAUCAGGCCUGUAGUUAGCGUUGGGGGGCAGCCCAACCAAUGUCACUCAGCUUCAUGGGACGCCCAUACUAAUAUGGGCACAUUGGUCGUUGGCUUCGUAUUGCGUCCAAUGGAAAAGGCACGAUUCAGCACCAUGGGUAGGCAGCUACCCCCUUUGCCCACCCCACCCCCCACCCCCACUAGCCACGGGCCUGCAAAUGCCAGGACAAAUGUCUAAAAAAAUUUCAAUAAGAUAAUACGAUAUUCUGUAUAUACAUGUAUACUCUAGCCAAGAUAAACCCCUUGGUAUAUAUGAUAUUCUGUAUAUACAUAUAUACUCUAGCCAAGAUAAACCCCUUGGGAUAUACGAUAUUCUGUAUAUACAUAUAUGUAUACUCUAGCUAAGAGUGUUUAACAUGAGAAGCCUGUACAUUGUACAUACAUUAAGAGAAAAUGUCAUAUGUAAAUACAAGAUAUAUUUUAUAGUCGAUGUAAAAUAUAUUAAGAAAUUUACCUGUUGUUUUUGUAAUAUACAGGUACAUCUAUGUACCUGAAAUGAAUAAAGGUACAUCAAUGUACCUGAAAUAACAAAUCAAGUGCUUACUAGAAGGAACCAAUUUUUAAUAUUUGACCCGCAAAAUGAGUUGGAACUCGCAAGUCUUUAACUAUAUGAAUGAACAAAUAUAUUAAAAUAGGCUGAAAUAUGUUUUUAAUAAUAUAAUAACACGAAAUGUAAAAGUGUAGAUUUGACAAUUAAACAAAUUUUGAAAUGUAUUUGUAGCCUAUUUUAAGAUUAUUAUAGGCCCACAUUGUUGCUGUGGAUAUAUGUUUUGUUGCCAAGCGACCUAUCUUUGUUCAUACAUGUACGUCGUAAACAAUGACUUGCGUCUUACAACUGAUUUUGCUGUCAUGGGUCACUUAUUUUUGAUUUACCCUUCUUUGUAAAAUUCAUAUUUGUGUUCUUUCAAUCACGUUCUUAAAUAUAUUUUAAAGCUGCAUGAACAUUAUGUAUUUAAAAAGACUUAAAGGUGCAUUAUGUAAGAGCUAAAUCUGCCCAUUAAAGAUGCAUUAUGAAAGAGAUAUAUCUGUCUAUUGCAAUUCUUUUUUCUAGAUUCAAAUGUUAUAUAAAUUAUUAUUAACAUGGCAAAGCUAUAUUUUGUGAAAACUUGAAACACAUAACUUUGUACAGAAUAAAGUAAUUUGAAUAAAAUUUUCAAUAUAUUCAUUUUUCAUUAUCUAUUUUGGUACUAUUAUAGCAAGGACGGUCAGAUCUUUAUCUAAAUCUUACAUAAUCGAUCUUUAAGGUCAAACUGUAAUAUAUUAUUAUUAUUUAAUGUUGAUCUUCACGACUCCACCUUAGCUUGUAGGAUCUCAACAAAUGUAAACGAUUUUUGAAGUAGUCUUGAAUAUUGGGUAAAAUGAAGUGCCAGAGGAAGAAAAAUCUAAGUCACAUUUUUGUCUUUUCGCAUAAAACGCAAAACCCAACUUUGAAACCUGAUGGAAGAGAAGGCUUGACGCAUCUGGGACGGUGAGGAUUUGGAUCGUUCUCGACCAGAAGGCCAUUUCAGAAGUGCCCUGGUUCGAUGUGACUCUGUUCAUUUUCACCUGAAAUCAAUUGUUCCACAGAAAGCUUAUACAAUUUGCUACCAGAUGGCGCCAUUAACUGGGGUUCAUGGAAAACAUGACUUAGAUCAUUCUUCCGCUUAGCUCUUAAAAUUUAUAUUUUUAUAUCUGAUGUUAGGAGCUGUAUUUGUACAGUGUAUGUAAAUAAUGUUAAUGUUAUAUACAAAGUCUCCACACAAACAUUGUAUGUAGGUACCUAAUGAGAGUUAUCUUAUCUUGGCUAUCAUUGAAACGAAAUACAUACUACCGGUACUUUACUUCUAAUUAAUAUAUGCAUGAAAAUGUGGCCAGUUCCAAAUUUGGCACACAGUGGCAGUGAGGAUCAUAAUCAGCUUAUCUCAUUACCUGUUUGGGCUCAACAACAGUUAUCCAGUGGGGAAUCAAAGAUACUGAUUCUUGGUAAAAUCAUCAUCCCAAUUGGGCAGCUGUCCAGGCAAAAUUCUCCCCUUUGCAGCAUUGCUAUUAUUAUUAUUAAUAUUGUUCGAUUUAUAUAGUGCUUCAUUACACAUGAGUGUUUCUAAGUGCAUUCACUACAAAACAAUUCAAAAACAUUUUUGAAAUGGAGAGCACUAUUACAUACAGCUGCCUGUUAGGCACCACUACAGGGUCAGCAAUUGCUAUGAAAAAUGAAACUUGCCAUGUGUAUCUUUCAUGAUGGGAAUCCACAUGUAAAUUACAUGCAUACCUCACUCGGCAAACCUCGGCAGAUUCCGUUACUCUACAUCUAGCUAGAUGUAGGGUACUGGAAUCUGCUGAGGUUUGUCAGUGAAUUAUACCUAACACAGUGUAAAUUCUGGAGACAGCAGAUAACAAAAUGUUCAGCUGCAAUGUAUAUAUUGAGCAUUAUCAUACAAUCAUGUAUAUCUAGUAUUUGUUAAUUCUCAUGUUCCUAGUUCUAAAAUUGGUUAUUUAAUUCAUUAAUUCAUUGGUCAAGCUUUAUUUGUUCAUGUUUGUUCUCAAUUAUUCAUUCAUUCCUUAUUUAAUGUUUACUGAUUAGUUUGUAUAUGAAAUAUGUUCUACUUGGCAAUUAUGUCGGGCAUUCCGGGCUGUUAGUUUUUAACAAUAUAAGAUUGGAUAAAGACCUAGUCUGAAAAUACUGGGAUCAGAACUCAGUUUUAAUAGAAAUGAAAUGGGGUUUAACUCCAACUUCGACUGGUUUAAGGAAGACAGGCAUAUGCUAUACAGUUUAAUUUUGUACAGACUUUUGUAGGACUUCGACUUUAUGGUCUGCUCUUAUAAUAUAUUGAAUUCCAGCUGCCAAACGUUCUUUUACUUUCACGCCAAUGUUUACACAGGACCAUUCGGUGCAGAAAAGUAGGAUAUUAAACCCCAUUUCAUUUUCAUUACCUGAAGCGGUGUCAUCAAAUGCCGAUCUUUUUUUGUAUUUUAUUAAUCACCAUUUACCCCACCUGCACAAGACAGUCCGAUCAAUUCUAGACUAGAUAGGAAGUACAUGUAGUGUCAUCUGCAUGUAAAUUAAUCACAAUUUAUCCCAAGAGAGGGGGGUUACGGUGGGUAAGAUGCUGGCUCGCUAGCCUGGAUGUCGAGUGUUCGGUCCCUGCAUUGGCCGAGCAAGUUCAUCCAGAUUUCCCGGCGUGGUUCUCCCUUAUCAGGACAGAGGGCCUGGGAAGGACAGCUGUCUAGUCGCUCGGAUGGGACGAAAAAACCGAGGUCCCAUGUACACAUUGGCCUGCGUUGGAAUUCGAUAUAAGAGUAGGCCGUAGUGCAGCUGUCCGGGCAAAAUUUCCCUCAUAGCACUCUGUAUAGCGUAUGCCCGUCUUCAUUAACCCAGUUCGGAGCAGAACAGUAGGACGUUAAACCCCAUUUCAUUUCAUUUAUCCCAAGAGACCCAGUCAAAUCAAUUCUAGACUAAUUAAAGAAAUAGUUUUUCCAGGAAAUUAUUCACCCUUUACUCCACCUGCACAAGAUCUAGUCAAUUCCAGACUAAAUAAAGAGAUAGUUUUAUCAGGAAGUCUAUCUGACUAUUCUAGACUCAAUAAAGAGAUAGUUUUAUCAGGAAGUCUAUCUGACUAUUCUAGACUAAAUAAAGAGAUAGUUUUAUCAGGAAGUCUAUCUGACUAUUCUAGACUAAAUAAAGAGAUAGUUUUAUCAGGAAGUCUAUCUGACUAUUCUAGACUAAAUAAAGAGAUAGUUUUAUCAGAAAGUCUAUCUGACUAUUCUAGACUAAAUAAAGAGAUAGUUUUAUCAGAAAGUCUAUCUGACUAUUCUAGACUAAAUAAAGAGAUAGUUAGUUUUAUUAGAAAGUCUAUCUGUAUGUAAUAAAUCACCAUUUACUCAACAUGCACAAGACCCAGUCAAAUCAAAGCUAGACUAAAUAGAGAGUUAGUUUUUCCAGGAAAUUAAUCACCCUUUACUCCACGUGCACAAGACCCAGUCCAGUCAGUUCUAGACUAAAUAUAGAGAAAGUUUUAUCAGAAAGUCUAUCUGAUUGUAAUAAAUCACCAUUUACCCCACAUGCACAAGACCCAGUCCAGUCAGUUCUAGACUAAAUUAAUAAAUAGUUUUAUCAGGAAUCUAUCUGUCUAUUGUUAUAUACCCUAAUAUAUUGUAUAAUUGCUGAUGUAAAUAAAAACAUAUAGUUUCACUGGUUUACAUGUUGACUGUAUAAAGUUGUUCAGAAUGUAUUAAUUAAAAUUAUCAAAUUUGAA
Patella vulgata (common limpet) is the source of this 16060-nucleotide messenger RNA. RefSeq names its product mucin-2. Gene Ontology annotation, molecular function: SUMO binding; DNA binding. Gene Ontology annotation, biological process: protein desumoylation; Cajal body organization. The record is from RefSeq and is a predicted model, not a curated record. Gene Ontology annotation, cellular component: Cajal body. The transcript is spliced from 6 exons. Bases 2116 to 10089 code for a protein of 2657 amino acids. Lineage: Eukaryota; Metazoa; Mollusca; Gastropoda; Patellidae.